Molecule: messenger RNA, 2035 nt
Organism: Drosophila grimshawi
Lineage: Eukaryota; Metazoa; Arthropoda; Insecta; Diptera; Drosophilidae
Product: amidophosphoribosyltransferase
Exons: 3
Coding region: 203-1843 (546 amino acids)
Biological process (GO): purine nucleobase biosynthetic process; purine nucleotide biosynthetic process
Molecular function (GO): amidophosphoribosyltransferase activity
Source: RefSeq, a predicted model, not a curated record
ACUGUAACUUGAACACUCAUAAUUCCACUGGCAUUCAAUCAAUGCAGACGUGAAAAGGAGAACUCAAAUCAACUGAUCUCGUAAUAAGUGUAAAGUGUCUCAAUUUCAAUAUAGCAACCAGAACAAUAAUCUAUUUUGAGAGCACUGAACGAUUGCACAAAUAAAGUACAAUAAUAAUACAAAUAAUCGACUCGUAUUGAAUAUGGCGCAAAGUGAAUGUGGAAAUUUCUGUGAUGCUGGAAGGGAGCAGACCUGUUGCAAGCAGACAGCUGGCACUAUUGCCAGGAGCAGUGCCUCCAAAGUAUUCCCCGAUAAGAUCUACAAAUCGGUUCAAGCCAAGGGCAAAGAUGUAACCGGUAUGACUUGCGAGUGUGGUGUAUUUGGCGCCAUAUCCUGUGGCGACUAUCCUACAUCGCUCGACAUUGCCCAGAUGAUCUGCUUGGGUUUGGUUGCCCUGCAGCAUCGUGGCCAGGAAUCGGCUGGCAUUGUCACCAGUCAGGGCAAGAACUCCAAGAACUUUGCCGUCCACAAGGGCAUGGGCAUGAUCAGCAACAUUUUCAAUGACGAGGCCAUACGCAAACUGAAGGGCAAUCUGGGCAUUGGACACACCCGCUACUCAACAGCGGCCGCCUCCGAGGCGGUCAACUGUCAGCCCUUUGUGGUGCACACGGCCCACGGUGCAUUGGCCAUUGCCCACAAUGGGGAGCUGGUUAACUGUGAAUCGCUGCGUCGUGAGGUCCUCGAACGUGGCGUUGGCCUCUCCACGCACAGCGACAGCGAGUUGAUUGCCCAAUCCCUGUGCUGUGCACCGGAGGAUGUGUCCGAGCACGAUGGACCCAAUUGGCCGGCACGCAUUCGUCACUUUAUGACCCUGGCGCCACUCUCUUACUCGCUGGUCGUCAUGCAUAAGGAAAAGAUCUAUGCAGUGCGGGAUUCGUAUGGCAAUCGGCCGUUGUGUCUGGGCAAGAUUGUCGCCUAUGAUGCAGGCCAUGCCAACAUUGAUGAACAGCUUGCCGAGGGUUGGGUGGUGAGCAGCGAGAGUUGUGGCUUCCUCUCCAUCGGGGCACGCUACGUACGCGAAGUGGAGCCGGGCGAGAUCAUUGAGCUGUCCCGCAAUGGCUACCGUACAGUGGAUAUUGUUGAGCGACCCGAUUACAAGCGCAUGGCCUUCUGCAUCUUUGAGUAUGUCUACUUUGCGCGCAGCGACUCCAUGUUCGAGGGCCAGAUGGUCUACUCAGCGCGGCUGCAGUGUGGCCGCCAGUUGGCACGUGAAUCUCCGCUGGAUGCGGAUCUGGUCAGUUCGGUGCCGGAAUCGGGCACUGCAGCGGCUCAUGGCUAUGCGAGGGAGUCGGGUCUGCCCUUUGGCGAGGUGCUCUGCAAGAAUCGCUAUGUGGGACGCACCUUCAUUCAGCCCUCGAAUCGUUUGCGCCAACUGGGCGUGGCCAAGAAAUUUGGCGCCCUCGCUCAGAAUGUGGAGGGUAAGCGGAUUGUGCUCGUCGACGAUUCCAUUGUGCGCGGCAACACAAUUGGUCCCAUCAUCAAGCUGCUCCGGGAUGCUGGCGCCACCGAGGUGCACAUUCGCAUUGCCAGUCCGCCGCUGCAAUAUCCGUGCUACAUGGGCAUCAAUAUACCCACCCGCGAGGAGCUCAUCGCCAACAAGCUGAAUGCCACGCAGCUGGCCUGCCAUGUGGGCGCCGACAGUCUAACCUAUCUCAGCGUGCAGGGUCUGGUCAAGGCGGUGCAGAUGAACAAGUCGCACGUGAAUCCCCUUAAAUCGGGCUACUGCACCGCUUGCCUCACCGGCGAGUAUCCUGGCGGACUGCCCGAGGAGCUCAGCUGGUAGAAUAGCUUGGCAUUUAUGGAGCACUUAGUUUAAGUCGUAGAUCUUAGCUCACCAUCAACACAACACAUCUAUUCCAGUUCAGUUCAAACUCCAUAUUGAGAUCUUAAUUCUAAGUCCAUUCAUACGUUUUCUAAAGAUUUAAAUCAUCUAAUUAAUUUAGUAGUGUUUCAAAUAAAUGUUACUUAGUCAGAA